Messenger RNA from Abrus precatorius (Indian licorice), 1606 nucleotides. Its product is annotated as protein trichome birefringence-like 41. Gene Ontology annotation, cellular component: Golgi apparatus. The transcript is spliced from 5 exons. Gene Ontology annotation, molecular function: O-acetyltransferase activity. The coding region runs from base 810 to 1580 and encodes 256 amino acids. NCBI's taxonomy places the organism in Eukaryota, Viridiplantae, Streptophyta, Magnoliopsida, Fabales, Fabaceae. The record is from RefSeq and is a predicted model, not a curated record.
AUAUACGUCUGUGUGAGGUUGUGGUGGUGGGAAACGCUUAUUUAUUAGUUUAUUUUAAAUUCAAUGAAUGGGAAAUGAUUUAAGAGAUAAUAUAAAACAAUUAUUUUUCUAAGAAUUAAUACCAUUUUAUUAUUUUCAAAUAGACCUAUGGUAAAUUUAAUAACUUCAAACUUUGUUUUUCUUUUUUUUACAAAUUAUCUAUUUUUUUCCGUGUUAGCGAAGUAAAUUAUUACAAAUUAGCAUAAAAAUAAUGAAUAAAUCACGUGGUCCGAUCCCAUCAUCCAGCCUGUAAAAAAUAGAGAAUUACAAAAAAGCAUCGGAAAGACAUUAGCGGGGAAUUAGAUGUUCCGAAUGUUUGGCUUGCAUUGGCAAACGCAGCUUCACGUGCACCCGUAAAAGCACUUUGGCAGCUGUGUAGGAAAAAGUGCUUUGCAACAUUGUCUGUUACAAACAAACAACCCAACAGUAUUAGAUUCAUAUUUUCUUAAUUAUUUUUUUUUAAUGUGAAUUUAGAGACAUAUAAUAAAAACUUAUAUUAUAAUCAUUUUAUAUAAAAAAUAAAAAACUAUCAUACAAAUUUUUUAACACUAUUAAGAAAACUGUUUAUUAAUUAUCAACUACUGCGCCGAUAAAUGUAGUGUCGGUUUGCACCUUUAACAUUUCGUCUUAUUCCGAAUGAGUCCAUCUCCUUUUGUCCCAUUUUUUUGGUUUUCGAGAAAAAUAGAGCAACUUGAACUGGAAAGUGAAGUCAGCGACAAUUUAUAGCAGUAACUGACAUUUCAUUUAAUGGGCGAGAUUUUCUGGAGAAGAUGAGGGGAAAGAGCAUCAUGUUCGUUGGAGAUUCACUUAGCAGGAACCAAUGGCAGUCCUUGACUUGCAUGCUUCAUUCAGCCGUGCCCAAUUCCAACUAUACUUUGGUUAGAGUUGGAGAUGUUUCUAUAUUUACAUUUACGGAGUAUGAAGUUAAAGUGAUGCUAGAUAGGAACGUUUAUCUAGUUGAUGUUGUCCGUGAGGAUAUCGGAAGGGUGUUGAAGCUUGAUUCAAUAGAAGGAAGCAAGUUGUGGAAAGGGAUUGAUAUGCUUAUCUUCAACACAUGGCACUGGUGGUACCGUAGAGGACCCACUCAACCAUGGGAUUAUGUCCAAGUGGGCAAUCAAAUUUUGAAAGACAUAGAUCGGAUGAAGGCUUUUGAAGAAGCACUUAAGACGUGGGCUGCAUGGGUUGAUGCCAACGUAGACCCUGCAAAAGUGAAGGUCGUCUUUCAGGGGAUUUCUCCUUCUCACUACAAUGGCAGCCUAUGGAAUGAACCAAGUGCAAGGAGUUGUAUUCGGCAGAAGACACCGGUGGCCGGAUCAACAUAUCCCGGAGGAUUGCCACCGGCUGUGGCGGUGUUAAAGAGUGUGUUGAGCACAAUUAAGAAACCAGUUACCCUACUUGACAUCACAACCCUUUCAUUGCUUCGAAAAGAUGGACAUCCUUCCAUAUAUGGUCUUAAUGGACCAACGGGAAUGGAUUGUAGCCAUUGGUGUCUUCCUGGUGUUCCAGAUACUUGGAACGAAAUACUUUACAACCUUAUUUGAUGGGAAAUUUUUUAUUCAUGAUUGAA